ACGGUGCUGGCAGCCUGGAGCCAGCCUUUUCUUCUCCCUUGAGUGAUAGCAAGCCUAAGAUGUUAUUGUGCACAUAGGUAUUACCGCUUUAACUUUUACUGAGGUAAAAUAACACCUUGUCACUCAGCGCAAGUACCAAUCACAAAAUGAAUUAAUUGUAAUAACUGUUGUCAACAGAACAAAAGACUUGUUGCUUUUCUAAGCAGAUUUCAGCGCACUGAGAACUAUAUACAAACGUUCCCAUUGGGCAGGCUGGCGGAAACCAGUCAGAAUAUAAUUGUAUCUGUCUAUCUCUUUACUUUGUUUUUAAGGGCUAAGGAAUCCAGUUAAAAACCUAUAUUUUAAACAUAUCAAUAAAUAUAGCCCUUUUUGUGUUUGGGAUGUCUCCUCAAAAAAAAAAUGGAGUCUUUAAUAAAUUGGCCAUGAAAAUAGCAUUUGCCGUUGAUGGUUCCAAAUAAGGGCCAGCUGCAGAGGCUGCCUGUGGACUCUUAAGUCAUGAAGGGAAUUAUGCCCAAUUACCUUCCCAUAAAACACCCUCUCAUUUCUGGAAGUUAUCAAAACGCAUCCUGCGGACAAGUGGUCAGCUGCCCCUUUGCUCCUCGGAGAAGCACAAGAGGUCUCAUGCCGGGCCCACUGGGCGCUUAACUGCCCUCAUGGGCACAGGCAGGCUUGUUUAUAGCCGCACUUUUUACAGUUCCCCACUCCCUGCAAACCCCUAUUUUUUUUAAUUUUAUUUAUUUAUUUAUUUUUUUGCAUUCUACCUUUUUCACAUCUCUGCACAUUUCUCUCUUGAAGAACUGAGGAAACCCUAGAGAUACUGUUCUACAAAUGAGGCUCUCCUGGGAGAGCAAGUGGGCAGAGGGGCUGGGCAUGGGUCUCUCCAGCGUCCCUGCCAAGUUGAGUCAUCCAAUCAGGUCAUUCUGUGGCUUGCCUUUGAGGGUGAGGCUUUGAGGCAGCCGUAAUGAGGAAUAACCUAAAGAAAAGUGUGUCCUGGACCCACUAGCUAAAAGUGGAUGUGAUCACUGCCCUCUGAAGGAUCAUUAACAGGCCAGCAGAUCCCAGAAGGUUCUGCAAACACUGUGCAUUAUACAAUCAGCAGCCAAGCAGAGGGAAUGGACUAAAUUCCAUUUGGGAAUGGGGCGCCUUCUGUUUCCAGGGCAUCUCAUUGGUGCUGACUCCGCCCCUCUGCUUCCAGGGCCUCUCACUGGUGCUGACUCCACCCCUCUCCUUUCCUCCAGUUAGCAUUCUCCCACUUCUCCAUGCCCUUCCGCCACCCUGACCCUUGGGUCCAUCCCUCAGAUACAGUGGACUUUAACAGUCUGUCUGAUGCUCUAUAAUCAUCCUGCUUUGUACUUGUAAUCACUGAAGACUCAUCUACCCCUCCCCCUCCAUGAUGAAAUGGUAAAAGAGACCAUGAGAGAGAUUUUUGAUGUGCAAAACAGGGAGAGAACUUGUUGGCCACAAACCACAGACAAACAUGGGUGCUAUGUCCAUACAUUCAAGUCUGUCCUCUUCUCCCUCCUUCCCUCCCUCUUCUUCUUCCUCUUCAUCCUCUUCCUCUUCUUCUUCUUCUUCCUCCUUCUCCUUAUCCAUAAAGGCAAUUUCCUUCCUGCGUUCUGGGGCAAGUCUUCUCUAUAUGCAGCCUAAGAAAGCAGGCCAACCCCUUAUAUACCCUAGGAAUGGUUUGACUCUAUGGCUGUAAGUCCGUGAACCCUGGAGUACCCCUGGCUAAUCUGAGACUCAGGGUGGGAUUACUAGAAUCAGGGAAGGCAGCAUCGACUGACUUCCAACACUAAAUCCAUCUCUAAGGCAGGAAAAAGAAACAGAUCUUGGAAACAUGACAUCAGGAGAGGCACAGGCAUUCUCCAUGGCCCCAAGACAGGACCUACUCAUGUCUACAGACCAAGGCUGCCUGUGCAAAGUCAAAUUUGUUUUCUUUUUAGGAAUGAAUGCAUAGGAAGCCGCAGCUAGUCAGCACUGUAAGUCUCCCUGGAACACGAGCAAACCUCAUCCCUUUCUUGUCUUGUGACCAAAUACCCAACAGAAACCCUACCGUAGAGCAAGAAGGCUUCCUUUCAUUCAGCUUGUGGUUUAGAGGGUUGUAAUUCAUAGCCACUUGGCACCGUGUGUGGACAGAGACCAUCACUAUACAGCUCUUUAGGGAAGCACAGAAAGGUACCAGGGAUAUAUGCCCAAAGUGCUUGUACCUAGUGACUUUGACUCUUCUCCUGGGUCCAACAGUUUCUAGAGUUCUAAGAAUCAGUUAGAAACUAAGUGUUGAAAGGGAUACUUUAGAUUCAAGCUAUGAACACAGGUCAAGCUGAGCUGACUAUCACGGAGAAAGGUAUAGAACUCUUGCUGAUGACUACUGUGAAGUUUCAGCCCCCAUUCUGACCUCGGUCAGCUCCAGGUUCAACCAUUACUUGGCAUGGUCCAACAUUGUGGAUGGCUGCUCCCCUUUAUCAACUCGACACCAACUAGAGUCACCUCUGAAGGGGGAAUGGCAUCCAUCCGACUGGCCUCUGGGCAUAUCUGUGGGUCAUCUUUUUGACUAAUGAUCUAUGUGGGAGGGCCAGCCCAUCGCAGGUAGUGCCAAUCUUAGGCAGGUGGUCCUAGCAGGUAUAGGAAAGAUAACUGAAUGUGAGCUUGAAGAACCAGCCAGGAAACAACAUUCCUUUGUGACCUCUGCUUUGGUUCCUGUCUCCAUGUUUCUGAAUUGAAUUCCUGUCCUGACUUCCAUCCAUGACAGACUUCAAUAGGGAUGUAUGAGUCAAACCCUUCUCUCUCCAAAUUGCUUUUGGUCACAAUGUAUGAGCUGAGCAAUGGAAACCUAAGAUAGCCAGUGACAUCAUAUUGUAGCAGCAGAACAGAGCAGGCAUCUUAUCCCAUCCGUUGGAUUCAUAUAAAGCAUAUCUCAACGAGGUGUGUGUGCAUAAAUAAAUAAGCCUAUGCAUAUUUACAUUAUAAAAUAAAAUUUGAAACAUGCUUUCGCUGAGCCACUAUCUCCUGCCUGUCACGUGCUGAAUCCUGAACUAGUAUAGGACAUUGUCGGAACAGUGUGUAUCUUCACUGAAGACCGACAACGGGAAUGCUGUGUGUUGCGGGUUGUGAUCUGUACUAGGUGCUCCCCAGACAUGUCUACACCGGCACAGGUCUACACUGGCUUGCCUCUACUUAGGUGCUUGCACCCCAGCCCCUGGGGUCUGUCCAAGGGGCUGCUGAGGUGGGCGGUGCUCUGCAGCCAGGAGGGCCCUGCUCAUUCAUUUGGUCCUUGGUCCUGCACUGAUGCCGCUUAGCAGGGACUUAAUUGGAUAUCACUCUUAUGCUAGGCACUCUCCUUGUCAUUAGGGUACAGAGGGAAGCAGCUAGACCCCUAUUCCCCUAUUGAUCUAUUUUCCCUCAUUCCUGUUCCUUGGAGCAUAGCCCUCUGCUGAAGCAUCUCCCAGUGGAUAAGUCUUUGGCGAUGGAGUGGUUCAUCCACUCUCAUCCAUAGGCAUCAUACCUGGAGGCGCUCGGCCCUCUACAUGGUGAGCCUGCUCUAUCUACAAUCCCAAGAUGAUCCUAGCUGCCCAGGAGGCACUAUCAACCCCAACGAGAAAAAGAGAAGCGAGGGCAGAGUGAUAGGUUCCCACUUAGCAAAGAUUUCCUGAGGGCUCCCUCGUGCCAAACCCUCUCCUAGGCACUGGAGCCUGGGGUAAGUAAUUAGAGCCCGAAAGCACGCUUUUUCUGAGAGGCUGGGUAUAUAUGCUGCACAACCAACACCAGCAGGCAAGGGGAAGAAGGUAGAGGAAGUCUAGGCUGGGAGAGCAUUUACGGAGUGGUCCGAGGAGGUGGCCAUUUACAUGGUGUGGACAGAGUAAGGGCUCAUGAGUGAUAUCCAAGCAGAGAUUCGCAGAAGACAGGCUUGCCGCUAGGAGAGUCUGGGGAGUGCUUCCAUGUAGGGCUCUGGCAAGGACCUUGGUUCCAAGAACAAGGCCUGAUGCAGUUGAAGGAAGGCUGAAAAGAAAAGGUGGGGAUAGGGGAUAAGAAGUGCUAAGGAUGUGGAAAGGGCUCUGUGAGGUAUUGUGUUCACCCUGGCUAGCUCGAUGGACUGAGGAGGCAGCCUGGGGCUCUGUAAGCCAUUCUCUGCACUCUGACUAGCCUCAUGGGUGAGAGUCCCAUAAUCCCUGUGCUCUUCCCCUGCCUCUUCUAUUGAAAAUAGAUUUUUUUUUCCAUAUACUAUGUCAUAUCCCAAUCAUGGUUUCUCUUCCUUCUAAUCCUUCCAGUUCCUUUCCCCCUCCCCUACCAUCCAGAUCCAGUCCUUUUCUGUCUCUCAUUACAAAAUGAACAGGCUUCUUGGGUAAAAUAAUAAAAUAAAAUGUGAUAUAAUAAAACAAAAACUAAUACAUCAGAACAGGACAAAACAAAUAGAAGGAAAAGAACCCAAGAAAGGGCACAAGAAACAGAUACAGAUGUGGAGACGACUCAUUCUCACUAAAAUACUAAUCUGGAAGCCAAAAUAUAUGCAAAGAACCUGUAGGGUUAAAAACAGAGAGAAUACACACACACACACACACACACACACACACACACACACACACACACACACACACACAAGAUUUAAAGCAACAACACUGAGUUCAUUUUCUUCUGGCUGGCUCAUGGUCUGCCCUUAAGAGUAGUUUGUCUCCUGAUUGAGACUCCCUUGGGGAACACAGAGCUUUUUAUUUGCAUAUGGUUAUCAGUUGGAGACAGUUUCUAGGUCAGGGUUGGGGCAUGUGCUCCCUUCUCCUUUCAGCUCUAGGACCCCAUGUGGUGCAGACUGGUACAGGCCCUGUGCAUGCUGCCUCAGUCUCUGUGAGUUCCUAUAUGCAUCGACUGUGUGGAUUUAGAGGACCUCAUUUCCUUGGUGUCUGCCCUGGCCCCUGGCUCUUCCAAUCUUUCUCCAUCCUCUCCCUCCCUUGGGCUUCGCUAAGCUGUGAUAGGAGGGAUUUGAUGGCUCAGCAUUCCAAGGGCUCUCACUUUCUAUAUAAUAUCUGCCUGUGGGUCUUUGUCCCCAUCUGCUUCUCUGAUGAUGGCUGAGCAAGGCACUGAUCUAUGAGUAGAGCAGAAUGUCAUUGGGAGUCAUUUUAUUGCCAUUGUUCCUUUAGUAGAACCGUAGUAUUUGGUUUUACCUUAGGUCUCUGGACUAUCUAGUUUCAGGUUUCUUGGUUUCUUCAGCCAUGUUAGAUAUGGGUUCCAUGUUAGGGAGAGGGCCUCAAGUCAAAUCAGAUAUUCAUUGGUUACUCCCACAAACUUGCAAUCCCCAUCAAAAUUCCAAUACAGUUCUUUACACGUCUUUAAAGGGCAUUUUUCAGCUUCAUAUGGAAACACAGGCACACGAAAAUUCCCAAGGUAGAUUUUUUUAAAAAAUUCUGAAUAGUAAGAGAACUGCAGGGGAUAUAAACACCCCCAUUCCCAAAUUGUUCUGAAGAGCUACAGUAAUAAAAAACAGCAUGUCGUUGACACAGAUCAGACACACAGAUCAAUGGAAUUGAAGAUCGAGUCAUCAAUCCACACACCUAUGGACAGCUGAUUUUUGAUAAAGAAGGCAGAAAUACACACUGGGAGAAAAAGACAUUAUCUUCAACAAAUGGUGCUGAUCAAACUGGAUGGCUACAUGUAGAAGAAUCCAAAUAGAUCCAUACUUAUCACCCUGCACAAAACUCCACUCCAAACGUACCAAAGACCUCAACACAAAACCAGAUAACCUGAACCUGAUAGAAGAGAACAUGGGGAAUAUCCUUGAACUCAUUUGACACAAAACAAGUCUUCCUGAACAGAACACUCUUAGCUCCGGUACUGAGAUCAACCAUUAGCAAAUGGGACUUCAUGAAGCUGAGACACUAAUGCACAUUAAAGGACAGUAUUAUUUGGACAGAGCUGUAACCUACAGAAUGGGAAAGGUUUUACCAACUAUAUAAAUCCAACAGAGGGCUAAUAUCCAAACUAUAUAAAGAACUCAAAAAGUAGAUAUCAAGAAAACAAAUAAAAAACAAUAAAAAGUGGGGUAGAAAUCUAAACAGAAUUCUCACAGAGGAAACUCAGAUAGCUGAGAAACACUUAAAGAAAUGUUCAACAUCCUUAGCUAUCACGGAAAUGCAAAUCAAAACUGCUUUUAGAUUUCAUUUUAUACUCAUCAGAAUGGCUAUGAUCAAUAAAAGAAAUGACAGCUCAUGCUGGUAAAGAUGGGGAGCAAGGGAAUACUCCUCCAUUGCUGGUGGGAGUGCACACUUGUCCGGUUUCUGUAGAAGCAGUGUGGUGGUUCCUCAGGAUGAUGGGAAUUGCUCUACCUCAAGAUCCUUCUACACCACUCUUGAGCAUAUAUUUAAAGGAUGCCUAAUCCUACCACAGAGGCACUUGCUUAUCCAUAUUCACUGUUACUUUAUUAUAGCCAGAACUUGGAGACAACCUAAAUAUCCCUCAACAGAUAAAUGGAUAAAGAAAAUGUGAUAAUUUACACAAUGGAAUAUUGCUCAGCUGUUAGAAAGGAAAUUAUGAAAUUUGUGGGUAAAUGGAUGGAACCAGGAAAAAAAAAUCAUCCCGAGUGAGGUAAAUCAGUCAAAUGGUUAUACAUUCACUUGUAUGAGGAUAUUAGCUGCUAAGUCAAUGAUAACUAAGCUACAAUCUGUAGGAACACAGAGAUUACGUGAGGCCAGGGCAGGGGCACAUAGAUCUCAUCAGGAAAAGGAAACAGAGGUAGUUAUGCAUGGGUAUGCGGGGGGUACUGGACUGUGAGAAUCAAGCCUGGAGCAGGAGGACAGAGGGGAACAAGGGAGGGAAUAUAAGGAGAGACAGCUAAAAUGAAGGGCCAUUUGAGGACUAGUAUGGAAACCAAAUACAGUACAAAGCUCCCUAAAAUGUUUACAUGUAGGAAGGCAAUCUAAAUAAAAUAACCAAGUAAUGGGGGAGACAGAGCCCCAGUUGAACAUAUCUUAUCACCAAAUGAAGCUUCUAGUAUCAGGAAUAAAUUACAUCUAAUUGAGUUGUUGGCCAAAGGCCCCAGAAAUCUCCAAACAAGCUAGGCUAUUGCUAAGACUGUAAGUUGCUCUCCACAAACUGAUGUCAAGGCCUGAUUGCUGAAGACAACCCCUACACAAUUCACUGAACAUAGAGAGGUUGAGCUGGAGCCUACACAGAACUUUCACCCCUACACACUAUUGUCUUUAGUACAGGAAGGUUCUCUGCAUGCUACCUAAUGAGAAGGUAAACACCAACCAAGCCACAACACUUUCAUCUACAAGUGUUAUAUCUGUAAGAUAUGUUAGGGCAAUCCCUGUGCCCUUAAAAGCUCUGCCCUCUGGGACACGCCCUGUCACCAAAGGGCAAAGCUUGGAAACCUUUUUUUUAACCAUUGAAAAUAUUUUUUUCAUAUGAUAUAUUCUGAUCAGGGUUUCCCCAAACUCCUCACAGAUAUUCUCUACCUCCUUAUCUUUCCAAUCUCAUUCUUUUGUGCUUUCUCUUUAAAACUCAAGCAAAAAACGAAAAAACAAAACCAAACCAAACAAACAAAAAAAACAAAAAACAAAAAACCCCACAACAAAAAGGGGGAGAAUAAAGAAGCACGAGAAACACCUCUCUCUCUCUCUCUCUCUCUCUCUCUCUCUCUCUCUCUCUCUCUCUCUCCCUUCAUAAAGACACACAAUUGGAAAACAUAAAAGCAAAAGACCAGUAAAGAAAAGAAAAUGCCCAGACAAAGCAAUAUUCAACAAACAUAGUCCAAAAUAUAUCUCUGACUCUGUUUCGUGUUGGCCAUCUACAGUUGGGGAUGUUGUGUGUGAGUGUGGUUUACACACACAGUGAUUGUUUCCUUUGCAAGUGGCUGUCAAUGCAGAUAGCUUCUUGGCUAGGGACAGGGCAUUGUUUCCUCGGCCCUAUCUCAGGGCUAGGGCCCCAUCUGGCCAUGACCUGUGCAAGCAUGUUACCACAGUUUCCUUGGUGUCUCCCAUCCCCACUGGCUCUUAUAGUCUUUCCUCUUCCAGACAGCUCCCUGAGCCCUGGGGGAAGUGGUUUGAUGGUGCCAUCCCAUUUAAGACUGAGUGUUUCCAAAGUCUCUCACCAUCUGCACGUUGUGGAGUUGUGAGUCUCUGCGUUCUUAUUGACUGAAAGAAGGAACUUCUCUGAUGAUGGCUGAGACACUGGUACAAGGGUACAGCAGAGUCUCAUCAGAAGUAAUUUUAUUGUGAUGUUCCUUUAUCAGAAUAAUAGCAGUAUAGGAAUCUUAAUAAUGUGCAAACCAGGGGCCCUGUGUUUGCUUCUUACACUGUUCUUACAAACUCUGUAGCAGCCCCAACCUGCCUUUUACCCCAGAUAAAACCAGACCCCGAGAGGCCUGUUUAACAUAAGAGCAAUAUACUCAGCUGACCCCAGGCCAACUGCUGAGGGUGAAAGUGGGAAGAUCUGAAGCCAGGCAGGGACUGCGGUCAUCAUCAGGGCAGUGGCAGUAAUGACAGAGCAAGUGGCCAGCAGAUAGAGCGUUGGCCUUUGAGCAUGUCUAUCAGCCCCAAUGUCUCCUUCCCUUCCUCUGUUUCUGUCACACUGCCAGUUCCCACUGCGGUCCUACUUCUGGCCUGGGAAUCUGGUUUCAUUUCAUUGUUCCUGGGUCCCUUCUCUCACUUGCUCGGAAGCAGACGGCUGUCAGCUCAUUUCAGGUGUGGUAUGGUGUGCUGUGGAGUCUAUCGUUUGCUUUCAUUUCUGAUGGUCUGAGCUAUAUAACUGAAUUCUGCUCAUAGCAUCGAGGAACUGAUGUUCACACCAUGCUCUUGAAUAUACCCUUGUCCUCUGUGGCUUGCUGCUGGCAGGCAGAAGAUGGCUGCCUGGCAAGGUCUGGGGAUCCAGGAGCUCAUGCAGAGCCACCCAGUCCUUGACCCAGGCACUUCCCAGAGUAACUCUGGUACCCUUCCUAACAGGCAUUCAGGUGAGAGGAGAGGUCCUUUCAGGAGUGAAAUGCUCUCUCUUUAGGAAAGUUUGUGUUUAUCUUGUCUUGAUCUCCUCAAUUGUACACACUUCCAGGAUACUUCUGCUGUCUGAUUUUGUUUAGAAUCAGGAGCCUUCAUUUUUCACAAAUACCGUUCGUUCACUAAAGAGACUCUUACAAAAAACAGUUCUUCAAUUCAAGUAAGAAAUAAAAACAAACGGUCCCCAGCUCCGAAAAAAAGGACCAAAAAAAAAAAAAAAAAAGAAAGAAAGAAAAACAAAAAUCUCCAACCCAUCGGGCUAUAUACUGAUUGCUUUUACCCUCUUCUUUAUUUCAACAGCUCAUCUCUUCCUAUAUGGAAAAAAUCACACACACAAAAGCCUUCAGAAAGUUCGAUGGGGGUGGAUCUGUGGUUGCUGUGAAAAUCUGCGUCCUGGCUGAGGCCUUGCGUGCCAAGCCUUAGCCUGAAUUACAUAUUUACAGCUGAGUUAUAAGCCCUUAGAAAACAGGAUUUAUCAUGGAAAUGGUGACACGGGCUUCACCCAGCCUGGAAUUCUUGGGGGCCGAGGUAAUAUACUGCACAGAGAAAUCAGAUCAUUAGUUAGUUAUAAACAAAGGACAGAGAUAGUAAAUUAGAGGCGGUAUUUCGGCAGUUCCUUACGUAUUUACGACAGCAAAAUAUGCAGCCGCGCUUUAUUCCUUGAGAUAGUAUUUAAGCAUCUCCAAUCUAAUGUGCGUUUUCAGACAUGGCUGCGCCAUACAAUUUUUGAAACCUCGGCCACUCUCGAUCUUCUUCUGGAGUCUUAUCCGCGAUAUUUUCUUCCUUCUCUGUUGCUCAUUAGAAAAAUGUUAAAAAUCCAUUUUGGUCUGAUUAAUAAUAAAGCUGAUCACAUGUAACCUAAUUUUCAUUCAGGGCUGCCCCUGUCUGUGGAGUCAUAUACAAAGUGACCUUUGAAUCGCCAGUGGACUCAUAAACUACAAUAAGCACCAUUGUCCUGUCAAAAAUUGAAGAUGUUUUACAUCAUUACAAAAUUUAAUGUUCCGUCUUUUCAAAUGCACUCCUUUUCAAAGGCCACAUUCCAAUUGAAGCUCAUUAAAAUCAGACUCGAGUUUCCUGCGGUGGGCAUGAAGAGAGUUUCGCAGGCUAUGGGAGGAAAAUGAAUCACUCUUUUAAAACAGAUAUGGUUACAUAUGAGUUUUGAAAGGUGCAGGGAACGGGGAGAGCCUCCACUACCCGGCCACAGUGAGGCUUUUGUGCUGAGAAAACCAAUCACUGUCUCCCGGAUCCCUUUACCCUCCCCCACUAAGCACACGCACCCCGGAUCCCAUUUUCCCAUUUACUUCUGAAUAAGUCGGUUUUCUAAAUAAAAUUGUUGUUUUGAUGUCCAGAGGUGGAACCCAAAGAGGGCUUUUUGGUGGAUGGGUAGGGGGUUGAGAAAACCAGCCCGGCAAAUUCAUAUAUAUAUGUAUAUAUAUGAAUUUCAUAUAUAUUCUUCUGAGCUAGAGGCCUGAUAUUUCCAAAAGUCACUGUAGGACUCUGGGGGGAGUGGGGGAGCAGAGAGGGCAGGCUGGCCAGAUAAAUGCUGCAAUGCUUCCAGAAGUAGAGAGAGCACUUGAACUAAGACCUGUCUCUGUGGUCUAGUAGAGACAGGUCACACCCAGGGGACCAGGGAAAGGUCCUCAGGACUCCCUGCUCUGUUUCUCACUCUGAGACCCAAAUGGAAAAGGCUCGCUUCAAAGAUCCAAACCCAAAUGUGUAUUCCUCAAGCUUUAGAUAGAUGGAAUCUUUAAACAGCUAGCUAGGGAGCACUCAUCUGUAACCUACACUCACAGGGAGGUGGAGGUCUGUGAGUUCAAGGUCAAUGUAGGCUGUAAAACAAAGUUCUGUAAAUAAAUAAAUAAAUAAAUAAAUAAAUAAAUAAAUAAAUGCAUGCGAGUGAGCUGGGAGAUGGCUUAACACUGGCUGCUCUUGUGGAGGACCCAGGUUCAGUUCCAAGCACCCACACUGGGCUGCUCACAAACAUCUGUUAACUCCAGUUCUACUGACUCCAGCACCCUCUUCUGACCUCUCUGGACACUGCGUGCAGGUGCCUCAUGUACAUAGAGCUGAACUGAACUGAACUGAACUGAACUAAUGUAAACUCAGCUAAACUAAGAAGAGAAGCAAUAUCCAAGUCUGGAAAUUGCCCACUUCUAAGGCCAGAAAUCAAUAGCUUUGUGGCCUAAUACCAUUCACAUCUGGGGGAUAAACUUUAUUAUAUUAAUAAUAAUGGAUUAAUUAAAGUGGAUCUUUUAAUUGGAUAUUUUUUAUUUACAUUUUAAAUGUUAUUCCUUUUCCCGGUGUCCCAUCCAUAAACCUCCUAUCGCAUCCCCCGUCCUCCUUCGUCUAUGAGGGUGCUCCCCCUUCCCAACUACCUCCCCCUUUCCCAAACUGACAAUCCCCUACACUGGGGGUGGGGGUCCAGCCUUGGCAGGACCAAGGAGUUCUCCUUCCAUUGGUGCCCAACAAGGCCAUCCUCUGCUACAUAUGCAGUUGGAGCCAUGGGUCUAUCCCUGUGUAGUCUUUGGGUAGUGGUUUAGUCCCUGGGAGCUCUGGUUGGUUGGUAUUGUUGUUCUUAUGGGGUUGCAAGUCCCUUCAGCUCCUUCAAAUCUUUCUCUAACUUCUCCAUAAAGUGGAUUUUUAAUACCUUUCUAACAAGCAACAGAGGUAGGAAAAAAAUGUCAAAACUAAAACUACAGAAGAUUAAGAAUGGCCAAGGCUUCAAAAUGUACCAUGGCUACAUCUGAAAAAUGUGUUUGAUCUAAAAUACUUAAAUACUAUCUCAAGGGGACAAGUGGGAGUCCCACCUGCCAGACAAGUACAUCAUUCAUACAAUGUUGGCACUGAGUCAGAAGAGGGCUGCCUGGGUCUGGAUGGUGCAUCUGUGCCAAGCUUCAUCAUCAUUUAGACCUAACAGGAACUGGCAUUGCAGCCCAGUUGUGCCGUUUGUAUCUGUGUGACGUAGCCGUAGAUUGCUUAGCUCUGUUGGGCUCCAGGGCUCUCAGAGGGACAGUGAUGCAGGUGUUCUCUGAGUUCUGCUAGAGUUACAUCCCGAUGAACCCACAGUAUGUUGAAAAUGACAUGGAGAGUGGGAUGUGGUGACACAGGCUACUUGGGAGGCUGAGGCAGUACAGCAAGCUUAAGGAUUGUCUAGAUAACUUAAAGAGACCCUGUCUCAAAAUAAAAGAAAAGGGCUGGUUGCAAAGCUCAGUAGUAGCGUGCCUGCCAAUAAAUCCAUUUUAGGGGUGUGGCUGGGUAGUGAAGUGCCUAUCUAGAAUCCCCCAAUGAGGGGCUGGGGGCGUGGCUCAGUGGUAGAGCCCCUGCCUAGAAUCCCCCAGUGAGGGGCUGGGGGCAUGGCUCAGAGGUGGAGCCCCUGCCUAGAGUCCCCCAGUGAGGGGCUGGGGGCUUAGCUCAGUGGUAGAGUACUUGUUUAGCAUGAAGCCCUGGGUUCAAUCUGUGUUACCAGAGAAGAAUGGCAUUGAAAUACCUUUCAUAAGUGUAGCCUACCAUGUUAGCCGUCUUCUUCGCUACCAUGACAAACACUGACAUAAACAACUUAUGGAGGAAAGAAGAUAUAUUUGGUCAUGUGGUUUCAGAGGCUCACUCUAUCUGGGCAUGGCUCAUCAUGGCAACCAGGAAGUGAAGAGAGUGUAACAUUGGUGUGCUCCUGACUCCAUCUUUCUUCUAUUGUCUGCGCCUCUGGUUCAUGGGAUGGCACUGCCCACAUUAAGGAUGAGUUUCCCCCUCUCAGAGAACUUUCUCUCUGGACAUAUUUUCACAGGCACACCCAGAGAUGUGCCUCAAUCAGUUAUGUCAUUCCAAACCCAGCGAGAUUGGCAGGAAAGAUCAACCAGAAAGCAUGCUCACACUCCUGCACAUUCAGCCUACAGCUGGGAAGAACUUUGCAUGCAAAGCCUGUGUUACCAUAGAGGCCUGAACAGUUAGGGUGGUGUAUUGAGUAUCAUAGCAACAGAACACACUGCCGGGAUUGGCUGGUUCCCCUUUGUGAUUGCAUAGCUGAUUGGGAACUAAGGCCUUUUAUCUCAAGACAGUGUCACAAACAGAGUGCUAGCCCCACCCCCCUCCCCCCAAAAAAGGAUCAAAAUUCACAGUGUGAGGUACAGCUGCUACAGAGGGAAUAUUGCUUAUGCAUGACUGUAGAUUUCAGAAAUACUAAAUUGAACCAUCAUAAGCCGGGGAACAUCUGAAGUAUGGACCUGGCAUGACUGUGGCCACACCUACUCUAACAAGGCCACACCCACUCCAACAAGACCUCACCUGUAUCAACAAGGCCACAGCAACACCAACAAGGUCAUGCCUCUUAAUCCUUCUCAAGUAGUGCCACUCCUUUAAAUAAGCAUUCAAAUAAAGUAAUUCUAAUUCAAACCACCACAAAGCCCAACCAAUCAUUCCACCACUAGAUAUCUCUGUACAUCCGGUGGCAUGAGAUAAAGGGACAGGUAACCUGCCUCGUCAUCCAUUCCUCCAAAGGAAGGUUGUGUAGAACCUGGGAACUUGAGGGAUCCAUUCUCUUUAUAGUAGCUGGUUCUCAGGCUAGGAGCUAGCCCUCUGGGUUCAGGUUUCCAUGACACUUAGAGGGAUUUCAGAGAUAAUGGGGGCUAAAGGAGAUCCCAGAUCAUCCCCAGGCAUCAUGGGAGGCUUUAUAUCUUUUCUUUCUCCUGUCUGGGACCCUGUGCCAGAGGCUUCUACAGGUCAGAUGGGGAGGCUACAGGAGUAAACAUGGAAAUGGAGCAACUACGGCCGCAGUGGACCCAAUAUUUUCCAAGACCUUCAGAAAUCUGUGUCUCCUCCUUUCAUGUAUGAAUAACUCCCUAGAAGAAUUUAGUGUAGCUUCUGAGCUCAUGAACAUUAAAAGAUCCUUUUAGAACUCUCUAGAUCUGGAAUCCAUGCGACCUUCACGGAUGUGUGACUUCUGAGUCUACAGCGACUGUGCACAAUGCCUGACAGAGAAUGUUUCUUUCCAUUCAUGACCUUAGAGGGUUUCAGUACACCUGGGAGAGGAAGGCGUCACAGUUCAUGACAUUUGAGGUAUAUGGCAGAAGCUGUCUGCAUCAUGGUAGACAGCAGGCAUCAGGACAGGAAAUAGAUGAGGACAACAUAGCCCCAAGGACGCACACGCAGUGACCCAAUUUCUCCAACUGACUUUACUUCCUGAAGUUUCCAGAACCUCCUGAAACAGGGCCACCAGAUAGGGAUCAUGCAUUCAAAACACUGUGGGGGACAUUCCACAUUCAAUCCUUGACACUCAGGGGAGUGGAUCUUAGAGAAGCUACCACACAAUUUAGAUGAAUUCUUUAAGGGGGGGGACUAAAUCAUGAGCUCAACUUCCCUUCGCUGCUGCCUGGGAAUGUGUCAUGCAUGGAAGCUUACUUGUUGCAACGGAGGGUUUUCUUUUAAGCCCAGAAAGGUCUCUUUCCUGCAGGGAUGGCUUUUGAUUAUAUCCCUGGUACCAGGGGCUCAUCCAUUCUAGAAGCUUCAGCUGGCACCUGGAAAAUCACAAAAUUCAUUAGUGAGGAAUCAGGCUAUGAAACACAGUAGCAGAGCAGCAACCCCCACAAAGAAGGGGGUGCCCAGGCUUUCUAUAGCUCCUACUUCUGGGGGCUGUAUCUAGGGGUGUAAAGUAUAUAUACUCCUAUGUAUGUGUGUAAGUAUGUAUGUAUGUAUGUAUGUAUGUAUGUAUGUAUGUAUGUAUGUAGUUCUGUUCAGGCCGGGGAAACUGGGAACAAUUCAUAUUUGUGCUGCAGUUCCUAUGAUUACUACCAAUGAUGACCUGGUUUUCUCAGUGGCCCCUGCUUUGACUAACCUUGGGGAAGCCUCUACUUCUCUCAGGGGUCCUCUGCCACAAUGAGGUGGCACUAGGUGAUUCCAUGGGCCUCAACAACAUUGAUCAUCGCAGGACCUACUGGAAGGAGGCUCAUUUUACUGACUAGAAUUGUUAAGGCAGAGGUGAGCGUCAAUGGAGGAAGGUUUCAAAACAAUUGGUGUUGCCAUGGGUGAUGGUCGAGGGAAAAGGGGACUCCUGAAGGAGAGUCUGAAGACUCCAAAAAUGGUCUCCAUCUUGAGAUGGAGUCAUCAGGCUGCUUUGCACGAGGGCUUCCUCUGAGAUGGAGUAGGGACUGAGUGUGGCAUGGGCACACAUGCAUCCUGUCCUUCUGCAGCUCAUCCUGUGUCCCAAAGGACAUGUCCCACAUGGAACUCACAGAAACGGGCCUCUGAGCAAGCAGGACUCUGGCAUGCAGUCACACAUGCCCUGCAAGAGGCUACCAACAGGUACAAGGACUCCUGUCUGCCUCUCCGUGAGGGAUUCAGCCAGAGAUCACCAUUUAGCUCCCAUGUCCUUUUCACGCAGCCCCUCCCACACGAGGGACCAGUGGUAAGGAAGCUGCUGGUGAGAAUGGCAUGUGCUCAGACUGGGUGUGAUGGAAAUGUGUCUCCUGCUGUCUCUCUGUCACUGGGAUUUUUUUUUCUGUAGUGUUAAUUUUACUGGUGAUUAAAUAGAAGUGUGUUAAUAUCUCUGCAUGUGGAUAUCCAUUUAUGCCAAGUGCAGUUCAAGGGAAACCUUGCAGCUUGCAUUGGGCCACCAUGCCUGGCUUUCUUUUCUUGUUUAAUGAAACUCUUUCUGGUCCACCCUCCAGUAUACACCUUAUAAAUACUUGCAUCUUUUUUUUUUCCAUUUUUUAUUAGAUAUAUUUCUUUACUUACAUUUCAAGUGGUAUUCCCUUUCCCGGUAUCCUGUCCAUAAGCCCCCAUCCCCUAUACGGGUGUUCCCCCCACCCACCCCUCUUGCCGCCCCUCCCCCGACAUUCCCCUGCACUGGGGGUCCACCCUUGGCAGGACCAAGGGCUUCCCCUUCCACUGAUGCCCCAACAAGGCUAUUCUCUGCUACAUAUGCAGUUGGAGCCCUGGGUCAGUCCACGUAUAGUCUUUGGGUAGUGGUUUAGUCUCUGGAAGCUCUGGUUGCUUGGCAUUGUUGUUCUUAUGGGGUUGCAAGCUCCUUCAGUUCUUUCAGUCCUUCUUCUAAUUCCUCCCAAGGGGGUCCUGUUCUCAGUUCAGUGGUUUGCUGCUAGCAUUGACCUUUGUAUUGGACAUCUUUAUGUGUGUGUGUGUGUGUGUGUGUGUGUGUGUGUGUGUGUUUAUUCUUUACUGUCUAAGACUCUCUUUUCAUUCAAAAUUACCCAUUAUUGUAGUCUAGAUAGGAGGUGUCCUUCCACUAAGACUUAUGCAUCCAACACUUGGUCCCCAGCUGGUGGAUACUGGCCUUGAGGGCUGACUGGAUCAUGAAGUCUCUCGCUUCCUCAAAGGACUGAACCAUUUAUAGAGUCAUACUCUGAUGGCCUUGCUGGGAAGCCGUGGAAGCUGGGAGAUGGAGGUCAGGAGCUGGCAAGCUUGCCUGUUGGUGGCAAUCCCAAGAGGGCGCUGGUGAUCAGUAGAUCCUAAGAAUAUUAAUUGGGAUUUGGAAGAUGCCUCUCAAUCACAAGAACUCUUAGCCUAGGAUGGGAUGCUACCACUUGGUGUUUCCAAGCCUUCCUUGCAUCUAGAAUCAACCCGACAUCCACCCUAAGCUAACUACAGCCUCUCUGUUCCACAUUUUCCACUCUCAUUGCCACUGUGCCACACACUCUUCUCGUCUUCACUAGGGCACUGCCAAUCUUCCGUGAGAUGCAGCCUGCUCCAGGCCCCCUUCCUGUUCUCCUCUCCUCCCCAUCAUUCCACACCUGUUGAGGCUCACCUCCUCCAGGAAGCCUUUUAUGAAGAAUCCAGGUAAACGGAACUAAGAACAUUCUGUGUCUGCAGAGUACAGCUUAACACCACCAACAUCAAUGUCAGCAUUUGCUGCAAUGCAGAGUGUGGGAAAUGCCUCCAUUUGUUCCAAAAAUAGGCACUGUGCCCCUUUGGCAGUCAAUAGAACAAGGUCCCUUACCUUCAACAUGCUUGUGUCACUGUGGGUCUUCCAUUCAGUUAGCUCAGAGCCCAGUGCCACUGCUUAAUAGCAACUUAUCCUUGGGCAAGAGUUAAGAUCUUUCUAAGAUUAACACUGCAUAACAGAUAGUUCUGAGGAAGAAAUAGACUCAAAUACACUGGCCCAGCACUGUGCCCAAAUUCAGUCAACUGGACCAUCCUCUCCUUGGCUUGGUUCUAUCUCUGGGUGCAAGAGAUUCUGGCAGGUAACGAGGCUGCUUUAAUUUUCCAGAGAGAUAAGAAGGGAAGUUGUGACUUCCACAGGGUGGAUCCAGAAGGAGAUGGAUACAGAGAACCCUUUACCUUACAUCUCAUUGCAUACUCAUGGUCACACAGGUACUUCCAAGAUUCCCAGUCUGUCAUUCCAGCAAGGAAUGACUGAAAUUCAGAACCAAGUUCACAGACACAGCUGGAAAAAACAAAACACAACAAACAAAAACCACACACACACACAUACAUGCAUACACUCACACAUAUAUACACUCACACAUACACGCUCACAUACAUACACACACACAUAUAAACUCAUACACAUGCAGUCACACACAUAUACUCACAUAUACACACACUCACACUCAUACACACAUACACUCAACACAUACACACAUACACACACACACAGUCACACUCACACACAUACACACAUAGACUCACACGCAUACACACUCACACAUAUAGAUACAUACACACACAUACACUUACAUAUACACACUCACGCAUACCCACUCACAUGCACUCAUACAUACUCACUCACACAUACACACAUAAUACACAGUCACACAUACGCAUACACUCAUACAUAUACACUCACACACAUUCACACACAUACUCACAAUUCACACAAUACACUCACACCCAUUCACACAUACACACUCACAUUCACACACUCACAUAUAUUCACACAUACAUCACACAUUUACACACAUACACUCACACAUAUUCACACAUACACACUCACACACAUACACAUUCACACAUACACACAUUCACACAUACACACUCACAUUCACACACAUACACUCGCACAUAUUCACACAUACACACUCACACAUACACACAUACACACAUACUACACAGUCACAAUACACAUACACUCACACACAUUCACACACAUACUCACACAUUCACACACAUACCCUCACACAUAUUCACACACAUACACUCACACAUAUUCACACAUGCAUACACACUCACACACAUACUCACACAUUCACACAUACACACACUCACACACAUUCACACACACAAACUCACACACAUUCACACCCAUACAGGCACAUAUUCACACAUGCAUACACACUCACACAUACAUACACACACACACAUUUUUGAAAGAGCUGGAGCUGGCAGUGUGGGGCAAAGCUAACCCUAGUUCAGCAGCCAGGAGGACCUGGGAUCAAUCUCCAGCAUCACAAAAAACAAAACCACUUUUGAUUACCAAGCCGGGGAAACACCCAGUUCACAUUCUUUCUCUUUCUGCUGCUUGGCACCAUUUCCAGGACUAAGUAUCAUCUUUAGAAAAGCUCUCCUGACCCUCCACCUUCUAGAGGACAGUCAUAAACUGGUAAGUUAUUUGCAACCCCCUAGAAAUGACCAUGCCUUCUGGAAAUCAAUCCUAUUUGAAUGCAGUCUGCUUUUCGCCUCCGUGUAAAAUAUUGUGUGGAUCGAGAGGACCCUGGGUGUCUUGUGGCAUUUCAUAUGCAGUAUUAUGGGCCAAGGAACAUUUGUCAACAUUAUACAAUAAUCUAUGAUCAAAACACUAAAACUUGUCAACUCCCAGAGUCACCUGCAUUCUAACUUUACAACUGAAACUCAUUUAAAAGUAAAUGAAAGUCAAGAGGAUGAGAUUCAAUUAAAAUUAAUUUAAAGUAUGGAAAAAAUGAUUCACAGUGAUCUAAAUCUGAACACGGUUAUUGCCCACUUUAUCUUCUGCUACGCGGGACUCUCCCACAACAACCAGGGAGGACUUCUAGCUAGCAGAGGGCACGCCAUAUGCAAAUCACAGCCGCCGGUCGGUGGAGCUGGUAAUUGAAGCCAGAGCCCUGUUUUCUAGGCAGAUGUUGUACCGCCAGCCCCCAAGCCUCGGCUCAGUGAAGCCGGCUCUUGUAUGUAUAUAGUUCAGGCUGGUCUUGAACUCAUGCCUCUGCCUCCCAAAUGCUGAGCUUGCAAAUGCUUGCUUCCAUACUCAGAUCUCAGAAAAGAGCGGGAGAGGCAGAAGGUAUGUUUGGGUUUUGGUCUUUACCCCUUGCCGAUCCCGAGGCAUUCAUUUCCAUCACCCCUACUUUUCUGGAUGGAGACACAGCAGAAAUCCAAUUUAAAAUCUCUCUCUCUCUCUCCUUCUUCCCCCUCCCAACUUUUGAGUAUGCAUGCAAUUUCUCCUGAUAGCGAGAUCUCAGCAGAGAAAUUAACUUCAAUAAUCUAUGGAUUACAAGACGUAUCAAGCCUUCGAGCAACCCAGCGUUAGAUCUAUUCUCAGAAGGGUUUACAUGACAUUAAUAGUUAACAAGUGAAAGGAUGCGUUUUCCCCCAAUCGAGAUCUUUAGGUGCCCCCUCCCCACCCACUCCACCCCGAUUCUUAAAGACUUUCCGUUAAGACUUGCAGCUCCUUCUCCACUCACUGUGAGGCUCCGGAGGAGCUCAUGGCCCAGUGAUGUCUGGCAUCAGUUUCCUGGCCCAGCAGUCGUGGUAGGCACCAGAUGAUGGGCAAGGACCUCUUCAAUGUCCUGUGAAGCUGCCUCCCACACCCAGUUACUCACACUCUUGAUUGUCGAUUGAGCUAUUGAUUUUCACCUUGACGCUCUUUAAAUUGUAUCCCCCAAAAGAUUCACUCAGCUCAUGGCUGAAGGGGCAGCAUUGCAUAAAACAGCUUCCUCUCGGCCCUCUUCACUGGCUUGUUCCCCUUGCAGCCUGCAGCAGGGCCGGGCCUGAGGAUCAGUAGGUUAAGUUGAAGCUGGCCCUGUGCUAGUCGAACGUGUGCAACUUACCGCACUCAGUGGGUGCAUGUGUGGAUUCGCCACAAGUGGCUCUUCGACUUGUGGUACCCGGCUUCUUCCUGUGAGAGUCCCCACUCACUCUCCCAGGCCCCAGCUGCAAAGUGCAUUCAAUCUUCAUCCAAUUGCAACACGUGGCUUCCCGGGAGCUCCCUCAGGCAGCAGCUGCGCCUUGAAUCACAGUUGCACCUGCUGGGUUGGAGGUCAAAUUGCUUAGCCUGCGAUCUUUACCAGCUCCUGUGGUACAGCAGUUGGGGGCCCGUUCAGGCAGAGAGCAAGCCCCUUAAGCGGAACAAGCUGGGAGUUCUGGUGCCUGCACCCAAGCACCACUCACCGCGUAGCGGCGUGCCAGAUGCAGCCCCGAGGCUGGGUUCUCUACAGUGUCUUCAGGAUUGCACGGAGGAAGCCUGGUAUCACAGCCUGGGUGAUCGUCAACAGGACCAAGGUUUUGGGUCCUUAUUUGAGUUAAAUAAAGAUCUACAGAGGGGUUCAGGCCAAGGAGGAAGCGAGGGGUCUGGGGUCACAGGAGGUAACAGUUUCCCAGUGUGGGGCAUACGGGGCAUAUGCCGCUCACUGAAUGUCAUCAGAAGCGCCACUCUCUGUCCUGAGAAACACAUGUUUCUUUCCAUUCUCUUAUUUUUUUCCUUUUUGAUUAAAACCCCAAAGAAAGCAACAGCCCAGUGCCUCUCUGCCUUAACACCUCUCCUCUGUUUGUUAAUCACAAUUUUUAACCUAGAGGGAGAAGGUCUUAGGCCUGGAGCCUUUUCAGGCGCUUGAUUCCAGCUGGAAUUUAAUACCACUUUUCCUUGUCACUGUUUCGUAGGUCUGACUGUUUUCUAAUUAUGUCAAGUAGCACUACGUUUCCACUCACAGUUCUGAUAUUAAGCUUUCUUCCAGAAUAAAUUUAGUAAAAAGUAAUAAGGGCAAGUGUUUCUAGGGGGAGAAAAUUGUGCCAGGGACCGUGAGACUAUGGCUUAGGCCAGGCCUGGCCCAGGGACGCAACCCUGAGUUUCCCAGGGCCGAGUCAGGAAGAUCACAAAUUCCAGGUCUGACUGGGCUACAGAGAAAAUUCAAGACCGACUGGUCUAUUAGCGAGAGCUUGCCUCACCAAAGAAAAAGGGGCCGUGAUGGGGACACGGUUCUGUGAGACAGCACUUGUCUAGAAUCUAUCAGGGAGGGAUUGCGAGCCUAGCUCAGAUGUAGAGUGACAUCUGUCUGGCAAGGGUAUAGUCCUGGGUUUCAUUCAUAGUACAAGAAAAGGAAGAAAGAGAGGGAGGGAAGAAGGGAGAGAGGGAGGAAGAGAGGGAAGAAGGGAAGAAAGAAGGAAAGAAGGGAAGGAGGGAAGAAGGGAGGGAGGAGGAUUGAUUUUUAGAGUCACAGAGGAAUCAUGAAGAGAGCACAAAAGCAAAAGAAUACAAUUAGAGAAUAUGUUGUCACAGGAAGUGCAGCAAUAGUCUCUUUAGAAGUUAUCCAAGGGCUGAUCCAGUAGUGGCAUGUGGGAAAGUCUGUAAGUUUGUUGAAAAAACUCGUGAGACCUGAGAACUGGGUCCAGAGAUUAGUCGGCAGUGAGAGGCACCAGACUGAGGUUCAGCUUGAAAGACUUGGGACAGUCCCCUCUUCUGUCCAUCAGAGCUGGGCAGUAUUGAUUGAACCAUGGAGUGCCAUAGAGUGGCUCACACACUCCUUUAUCUGACAUAUCUCUAGAUAGCAGAAUGCUCUCGUUUCUUCAUUCUGGCCGAUGUGUAGUCAGAGGAUCCUGUGGUGGCCUCAUGGCAAACGUUGUUCCUCUUGAGGGCCCCCUUGCUAAGGUAUUGGGGGCCUGGGGUCUGGGGCAAAGGAGAGAGUGAGGACAUGCUCUUUCUUGGUUCUCUUGGCCUCCAGAGCCUCGACCUUGCCCUGUAACUUGGAGAGGCCCAGGGUCUUCUUCUUUGCUUUUGGGACCAUCUUGUAAAACAGAAUCUUGUGGAGGACUUUAACCCAUCUGCCCAGGUACGCAUCGUCGUGCUGUGCUCUCCAGGGCACCAGCAUAGAUGGGUAGAGAUGUACCUCUGUCUCUUGAACAGCUCAGCCUCAGGAGGAGUUGAGGCAUGGAUCUCAUGGUCAUGUCUGUACACUAAAAGGUUCCUCUGGAAAACUCUUUUCUUGGGCGGUUCUCCAAACUGCAGAGCAAGAACCUUGGAUUUAUGUGCCUCAAAUAACCUUAAUUCUUCUGCUUUUCCUUCCUUCCCUUCCUUUCCCUUCUCUUCUCCCCUCUCCUUUCCCUUCUCUUCUCCCCUCUCCUUUCCCUUCCCUCUUCUCUUCUUCGUUCCCUCCCCUCCCUUCCUUUCUCUUCCUUUCUCCCCACACCCUGCAAGGAAGGGCUUAGAUUCAUAUCCCAGAAAGCUUGACUUGAACCCUCUAUCCUGCCUCAUUCCACCCCCAGAACCUGCAUUUUAGGCCCACUGCACCAUGCAUACAACUUUGGGUGUUUGUAAGAAGCCAUUCUAUUACCCACCUGUCAAGAAUAUUACUUUGAUGUCCAGCUACUUUGAGGGGAGACUACUGAUAAAAUCCAGUAAAAGUUUUCUUCAGGAGAGUAACGGGAAAAACCAUAGGUUUCUGGCGUGUCCUGAAUUACCUGAUUCCCUCCCGGUGUGCACAAAUAAGGCUGUAGAUGGAUGGACCUCUGACAGUUGAAUUCCAAGGGGCAGGAUGCAGGCAAAGGCAAAUUUACAGUCACUCACUUGGUGGGGGAAAAAAUUAUAUCCAAAGAACCACAACUGAGGAAGAUGGCCCUUCCUGCUCGAAGAUGCUUUCACUGCUGUGUAAGCCCUCACCGACUGACCUCACGAAGGACACUGCUAGAGAGUCUCUCUCCCAUGUCUUCUCUCUGCCACCAUGCUCUACUGCUGCUGCUCACAGACCCCUUGGACAGGCAUUUGAGAAGAGAAAAUAGUCUGUCGUGUGCUUUUGAUCGUAAACAGUCAUUUGAUUAAACACACAAGAAAGCCCUCUCUUGGAGAGGGGCCCCACCCCUGAGAGGAUUCUUUGCCAAGGUAAUAAGGUGGCCUUGGAAAACUUUCUUGAAAAACUUUCCAGAGCUCAGGGCUCGCUCAGUGAGCAGCUACGGAUGCAUUGCCCCAGUACCUUGGCAAUCAUUUGAAUAUUUAUAAAUUUAAGUAUUUAUUUUCAUAUUAAAAUUAAAGCUCUAUUGUCUUGCAACUAACCUGCCUUGUUCUGCCACUCCAAAACAAAACCUUCUCCGGUGUGAUAACCUUUAUUUAUAGAUGGCAAUAAGCAUAUUUAGAAAUAUUAUUAUUCAUGACCCUUGCACUAAAUAUCAUAAUCAGAAUACAGAUGUGCAGGGUAAUUGCCAUGCACAAGUCACUAUGCAUCAAAUUCUUGCAAAGCAAAAAUAGCAUCCCUUUUGGGAUAAAUUAUCCAUUGGUGGUGCAUAAAAGUAUCAGGGUGUCACCAAGGAUUUCUAACAGUAUAACACAAGAGAGUCUGUUCAAAUCAAGGGGCGCCCAGGGACAUUUCCCAUUUAUCCUCAUACAUAUUUAAAUACUUUUCUUUGCUGGACCCACUUUUAGGAUGUGGUAUAGAAAUAAGGUGGGUAGGGAGGCUUCUUAAUAUCAAGUUUGUGUGGUUGAGUUGAGGCCUUUGAGAUGGUUAAUAUUCAUCGUCAACUUGCAAGCCUUAAAGUCACCUGGGAAGAAGGUACCCAAGGAACUGCCAAGGUCAGAUUGGUCUACAGCCAUUUCUGGGAGAGAUGGUCUUCUUAACGGAUCACUCAUAUGGAAUCGUCCUGUGCAUCAUGGGUGGGCAAGUCUGGGCUGUAUGAGAAAGCCAGUCGAGGGGUCGGAAAGAUGUCUUUCCAUUAAGAGAACUGGCCGACAUCGCAGGGAUGUCAAAUUGGGUUCCCUGCAUCUGUGUUGCUUAUCAAGUAACUCUGUAACUCCGGUUCCAGGGGAUGUGAUUGCCCCCAUCUGGUCCCUUCAGGCACUAAGCACAUACCUGGUGCAUAUACAUACUUGCAGGGAAACACUCGUAUGCAUGAAAAAAUAAUAAUAAUAAAGCCAAUAAACUAAGCCGGGAGCAAUCCAGUGCACAGUGCGCUCCAUGGCUUCUGCUUUAGUUCCUGCCUUCAAUUCCAGCCUUGACGUCCCUCUGUGACGGAGUGUGACCCAGAAGCAUGAGCUGGAACUAGAAUAAACCCUUCCCUCCUCCAAGUUGCAUUUGAUCAUUGCGUUUAUCAGGGCAGCAGAAGGCAAACUGAGAUGGCUUCCUUGGACCCCAGCCCCCUCUUUAAAUACACUCUUUACCUCGUCACGGGAAGGAUGCUGAUUCUCAGAUAAGCGCCCCGCUCAAGCUCGGUUCACUAAUUGACUGAACAAGAUGCGGUCACACUUUACACUCCCUUUCGUAAUGGAUUUUCAUGUUUGUGAAUCCUAACCGGCUGUGGAAAUAGAAAGCAAAUGUCUUAUAAUCACAAAUAUCUUCUGGUUCUUUUUUUUUUUUCUAAACUCAAAGAUUAAAUCAACUUCACCCCCCAUUUUCCAGCAAGUUCAUGGUUAUAGAAGGAUGCUAAAUGAUCAGGUGAUGGACAUAUCCGCCGUGUUACUGUUUAGCGAAUUCUUGUAAGUGAUCACUGGAUAUAACACAUUUCUCCGUUAGGUGUUACAUGAAUAAUUGGUAUAUUAAAGAAAGUGUGAAAUAAACAGGUAUAAAGCUUGAAAUGCGUUUAUUAUUUGCUGAGGGCUUCCAUGCUCAUACCAUUUAGAAGCCAUCGGCAAGUUCAACCUCUUCCCCAUGUAGCUGGAACAGAACCUCUCAUUAAACCUGUUGUAAAAGAUCCCUUUUGUGCACAUACACUGGCUCAGGGAGGCGAUGCUGCUUCACAACCACCAGGCCUCAGUCUGGCCUCUCUAGUGAGAGGCUGUGGUAUCCACAGCUCUAAUGGGAGGCAGGCGCUGACUAGAGUCUUCUGUUCCUCCGUCCUGCUGCUUUCCUGUUCUGCCAUGCCGCAUCCUCCUGCUUGGUAUCAGAUGUUCUUCCUGCUUCGAGGGGCCCUAGCCUGGGCUGAGCACCACUCCUGGUCCCUGAGGUCCCAGGGAGGCCUUCUUGUCAUCCCCAAGUGACAAGGAAGGGUCCUCAUGAUACUGACAGCAGGGUAAUCACUGUGGUGAUGUCACCCAAUAUUUCUGCAUUAGCUGUUCAUCAGAUCAAAGUAUCUGAUACAAGCAGCUCUGAGGAGGAGGGGUUUGGGCUCCUGAGUUCAGAGGGUUUAUUAUACAGCCCUGUGCUAGGACAGGACAUCAUGGCUGGAGGUUCUUCAUUGUGGACUAGGUGCAGAGAAAAGAAACCCAGAGACCCAGCUGCUUCUUCCCUCCCCACCCUUUUAUUCCAGCAGGGACACCAACCCAUGGGCUAUGCUGUCUCUGUUCAUGGUGGGUCUUUCUAAUCGGUUACUGUCCUCUGAAGACACUCAGAGUUACAACUCAAUGGUCUCCUGUAUGACUCCAAACAGUCGAGUUGGCAGUGAAGCUUAACUACAAGCUCAGAUGGGAAGGUUUUCUGCCCUCCUGUGUGUCCUGCCCCAGGAGCACUCAGGUACUUCUGCAGUGUUUCCAGCUGGCCAGUGAUCCCCAGCCCACUCCUCCCCAGUGAAAUGGAGACUUUCCUAACCAGGAGACAAAGUGAACCCAGCGCUGGUUGCAAGGUUCUGCAAAGUAAAACCCUUCCAGUCUGGUCUUCGGUGAAGCCAUUCUUGGUUCUGACUCUAUGGUCUUUAUUUCCCCCAUUCCUCUCCCACCCACCCCACUUCUUGGUGCCCAAGAACUGUAAAAAAAAAAGGGAUUUUAGAAACAAGGUGAGUCCCAACUUUUAAUGAUCUUUGUGACGUCUAUCUCUUUGGUCUUGAGAGCUGAGGUCUUCCUAUGCUGUUGGUCCUCUGAUGAUUAGGAAGGAAUGACAAAAUGAGAUAGCUUGAAGCUUUCAAAGCUGAAUUGCCCAGGCUCUGGGAAGGAAUAAGAAGGCAAGGUAUUUAGAAAGGCGUAGUGAAGGAGGGAAAGGAGGAGGAGGGGAAGACAGAACGAAGAAGCAAAGGAAGUGACUGGAUUUAAUACAAUCAUCAAGUGUCUUUGAAGAAGAGUCAGCCAGUUUGUCCUUGUCCCCUUUGCUCAGUGUCAGAUGGCUUCCACUUACUAAAACAAAUAGGCAGACGGGGUGAAGCCAUGGUGAUAGGGGAGGUGCAUUCUGUGGAACUCAUCAAAUACCCAAGUUCUCUAUGGGUCUGGACUGUUCUGUUUCCUGGGAAGGACCAUCUCUUAAUGCCCAUCGUGCUCUGCCCAGUGGCCACCCUACCCACACCUCAUCAUUCCCACUGCUGUCCCUUGACCCAGCUGCCAGCAUCUGUGACAUUGUGACACCUGACAGGCAGCCAUGUGCUCUGUACACUCCCUCUGUGUACCUCCUGGGGACAGCUGCAAAAAGUGGUUCUUUUAUCUAGUGGUCUCAGCGACUGCCUUCAGGAUGACGGCUGAUGAUGUGAAAGAUCAGGCUGCAUGGCCCCCCAGCCCCCACUCUCUGCCUCCUCAGGCUCACCCUGCCUGCCUCCUUCCUUGUUCCUUUCCUCCCUCACUGGCUGCUGUCUUCCUUGUAUAACCCAGUAACAAAUUGCUAGACUCUCCACAUGGCAUUGACUAUGACGGAUUAAAUGGCUGAUUUGACCAGAUCAUUAGGCCUCUGUCCCCAGGAUGCCAGAGAAGCCUGCUGAAAAGAAGUGGGGAUACACUCAGGGCUUUCUGGCUUCAUGAUCCUCCUUCCCUUGGAGGGGGGCAUUAAGCUGAUCUGGCCUUUUUCAUUUCUUUCCCUGACUCUCCCCAAAAGAGACACCACGUCUCAGAAUUAUAUCUAUCUCAGUGAAACCAAAGGCAGUCUUAGAGUUGGCCUGGCUUAUAGGCACAAAGAGGAGGACUGGGUAUAGGAAUGAGAGAUGGGACACAAGCUUGCCCUAACUGCUUCCAGAAAUCCUGUCUUCCACUGACACCCCAUGUUGUACCCCAGAAGUAGCUUACGCGUAUGCUCUCCAUAACUGAUGGCCUGCUGAUCCUCCAGAAUGAGGUUGCGCCUUUCAAGAUGUUUUCUGCUUGGGCUGGAGCAUCCCAGGCCACAGCCUAGAUGCAGUUCUCAGAGAAUGUGGUCAAGAAACCAGAGCCCUGAGACUCCAUGGAAAAGGACAAGCCCACCAGGAGAGUUUGGUUUAUGUGCCUUCUGUGUUUGAUCAUCUGUGGUUUGAUCUCUGACCUCACUCCGUUUCUUCAUGGGUUAAGGAGAUACUGGGCUCUGCCCCAUUACUUUCAAUCCCUGGGGAGUUGGGGACAGUGGUGGCAUUCUGCACUCUAAGACAGACUGCUGUGGUUAGCUGUCCCCUCCCUACGUCAGCUACCAUCUGCCUUUUCUAAGUGGUUUUUCUAGAUGGUUCUUGAAGGGUUCUCAGUGGGCACGGCAUCAUUGACUUACUUGAUGCUGGUGGGCAUGUCCAAGACCCUACGUUCACUCCUUACAGACUUCCCUACAUAUCCCCUGUGUCCAAACUCCUUGGGGAGUACAGCUAGGUCUUCACAGUGGGAAUGAUUCUUUGUAUAAUGUAUAGCCAGGAAAACAGACACCUGAGACUCAGGAGAUGGAGAACGACAAAAUGAGAGUCUAUGUAAGGAAUGAUGGGAUGGAGAGAGGGAGGGGCCAUCUCCACAGGUCACCCCCAUCCCAGUCCCUGCUUCAGGGCUCAGAGCAUCCCAGAGGGAUUUGUGCCCAUCAGUGACCAUGAGCUAUUGUCUCCCAGGACCAAAGCAAAGGCCAUCUGUGGAACAUACUGCUCUCCCUUCGUACAGACCUAAUGCAGCCGAGCUAUUUUAGGCAACCAUUUAAAUAAAAGCCUGUUUGACUAAAAAGCACAAUGUAUUACAAAGAAUGAAGGGGAAAGAGCAGAGCCUGGAAAGGAAAAGGGGGAAAAAGAGACAGACAGACAGAAAGACAGACAGACAGACAGACAGCAGGCAGGGAGGGAGGGGAGAGAGAGA
This is a messenger RNA of Rattus norvegicus (Norway rat), 28008 nucleotides long. NCBI's taxonomy places the organism in Eukaryota, Metazoa, Chordata, Mammalia, Rodentia, Muridae. The record is from RefSeq and is a predicted model, not a curated record.